GAUUUAAUCAAAUCAAAUCAAAUCAACCCGAAAUUUGAACACCAUUCUACUCACCAAAAAUCGACUUCCGUGAUAUUGUUCAGCAAAGCCUGAAUCGAUGUAUCAUCAAUGUCCUGGAAACAAGUUACAGCAGCGAAGCGCGAGCAGGUGUCCUCUCAGUUUCCUCCCUCAUGGAUGUUCGCUCCGGAUGAAGUUGGGGGCAGAAUGAAGCGGAAAAAUGUAAUCCAGCUACUGACUGAGCACACCUCUGCCACAGAGCGUGAGAUAAGCGAGCUGCCUGUCCCUUUACUACUGCAAAAACUUCAGCAGGGCGACCUAUCAGCGUCUGAGGUCGUGGCUACUUUUGCGCAUCGUGCUGCGCUUUCGCAUCAACUGACGCACUGCCUGAGCGAGUUUCCGUAUCAAGCUGCCAAACAACGAGCGAGAGAACUUGACGAGCUCUUCCGGACACAUCAGAGAGCGACUGGUCCGCUACAUGGAUUGCCGGUCAGUCUGAUGGAUCGGUUCAACGUGGCAGGCUUGGACAGUGCGAGUGGAUACGCCAGCUGGAUAGGGAGCCCGAAGACUCUGCACGACGAGGGCGUUCUCAUCAACCGACUACACGGCCUAGGUGCGAUCGUGUUUUGCAAGAGCAAUGUCCCGAUGAGCUCUAUGGUAAGGUUUUUCAAAUAU
Messenger RNA from Neohortaea acidophila, 672 nucleotides. Its product is annotated as amidase signature domain-containing protein. The record is from RefSeq and is a predicted model, not a curated record. The transcript has 3 exons. The annotation marks the transcript as partial. NCBI's taxonomy places the organism in Eukaryota, Fungi, Ascomycota, Dothideomycetes, Mycosphaerellales, Teratosphaeriaceae.